AGAUUAAAGUGGGUUCGGUUCGGUUCUAUUAUCGCCCCAAUUCGUUAGCAUCCAAGUGGGCGACAGUAGCCGUGACAGGCAUCGAGUGUGCACAUGCCCAGCCCAGCGCUUCGUUUUAUAUCUCCGUAAUCUCUGGAAAUUGUGACAAGUUUGGAAGAAGUUGCUGCUGCUAACGGCGCUGCCCGUUGCUAUUGCGCAAUCAUUUAAUGUUGUCUACAGCCAUAUUGGGUCGCAGUACUCGUUUACCCUUGCAAGCGUUCAAUUCAUGGAGAAGGCGCCUACGGACCAAUAGAAGCACCUCCUCCGUUUCAACAUCCCCCCAGCACCAGCGCGAGCAGGCCACCCAACAUCAGUCACGGCAGUUUACUCGAGCGUUUCACUCACACAAGGCCAUGGACUCGCCGCCGGACGUAUUUCGCGGUCAAACGGAUCGCUUCGCUGGCGUCACAGUGGACGGCCGCGAGGAGACCGUCGAAAAGUCCGAGUUUGAGGAAAAGCUAAACAAAUCAUUGGAGUGGUGGACAAAGAACAAGAACCGUGCCAUUUGGUUUCGCGUGUACAAGGAGCAGGCGGAUUGGGUGCCCAUUUUGGCAGCGGCCGGCUUCGACUUCCACCACGCCCGCACCGGGAUUGUGGUCAUGUACCGCUGGCUGCCCACGCACGAGUCCAUCAACCUGCCCAACUACGCCCACACCCUGCUGGGCGUGGGGGGCCUGGUGAUCAACGACAAGGACGAGGUGCUGGUGGUCUCCGAUCGCUAUGCGAUGAUACCCAACAGCUGGAAGCUGCCAGGAGGCUAUGUAGAGCCGCGCGAGAACCUCAUCGAUGCGGCCAUACGCGAGGUGGAGGAGGAGACUGGCAUCAGGACUACAUUUCGUUCGGUGGUGUGCCUGCGGCACGCGCACGGCGGCAACUUCGGCUGCUCCGAUAUAUAUAUGGUGAUUGCCCUGAAGCCCCUCAACCUGGACUUUACGCGCUGCGAGCGCGAGAUCGCCCGCCUUCAGUGGAUGCCCAUCGCCGAGUACCUGCAGCAUCCCCAGGUGCACGAGACGAAUCGGCAGUUUGUGCACACAUUCCUCGACUACCAGAAGCGCGGCCUGGUGCUCACCUGCCGCAAUCAGGUGCACCAAGUGCUCAAGAGGGAGUACAAUCUGUACUUUGUGGACGGGCAGUCGAAGCCAGACGAUGGCCCAAAACUGUGAAUGCGAAUGCGAAAGGGAAUGGUAAUGGGAAGCCAAAAUAAUUGAAAAUGGCAGAGGACGUUUUUAGGGAAAUUGCACAAAAAUGUAGAUAAAUAGAGAUUAAUUUUUGUAUGUACUUUGUAUUGUUAAAUGUGCCAAAUGAAAGGCCAGCCACUGGCCAAACAAGUGA
Molecule: messenger RNA, 1371 nt
Organism: Drosophila persimilis
Lineage: Eukaryota; Metazoa; Arthropoda; Insecta; Diptera; Drosophilidae
Product: nudix hydrolase 8
Exons: 4
Coding region: 207-1202 (331 amino acids)
Molecular function (GO): NADH pyrophosphatase activity; NAD binding; ADP-ribose diphosphatase activity
Source: RefSeq, a predicted model, not a curated record